GCCAAAUGACGUACUAAAGUACAAUUCGAAAGGAUCGCUCUUUUUCCCAUGUAGUUAGGUUUUGACUGCUCACUAAAUAUGACGUUUUUACGUAACUACAACUGCGCUUACAUCCUGCAGAUACUUCUCAUCCAGCUAACCUUAGUUGGAUGCGUACAAGUAUGUGAUAGUGACGAAGAAUGUCUUGGAAACAACAUGCUCUGCAAGGGCAACGAAUGCAUUUGUGACAAUGGCCAAUAUGUUAAUCCACCGGUAACCACCGAAGCUGCAGUCUUGGAAACAACUCUUGUCCCGAUUGACGAACGAAAACACGGCGCAGAGGAGGCGAUGUAUCUGUACAGAAUUACCAGUACCUUCACGUUGUAUCUAUUCCUAACCGUCUUUAUCGGGCUUUUUUGGUAUGGCCUUUACCUGGCUGUACUAAACCGCCUCAGACGCGAUCCUCAGAUAGCUAUAAGACAAAAUAUGAACAUUCCAAAGACGACGUUGCUUACAUCUCCAGGGAAACUUGGAGAGUGAUCAUUGUUAUCCUUUUUGUGUUAACCUUAAUGGCUAUAACGUUGCGUAUCUGGUGCACCCGUUUUAGGUAAGGGAGCACGGGGUAAUUUUUCUUAGCAAUUUCUUGACUAUUUUUUUGGGGUGCGUUUUAGAGAGAUCCGCAACUUGAAGCUUGAGCAGCGACGAGAAGCGGAGGCCGUUUAGAAUUCCCGUUCAAAAAUUUACUCAUUUCCUUCUAAAUGCACACAUAUACUUUCAUAC
Nicrophorus vespilloides is the source of this 759-nucleotide messenger RNA. RefSeq lists its product as uncharacterized. The record is from RefSeq and is a predicted model, not a curated record. The transcript is spliced from 6 exons. NCBI's taxonomy places the organism in Eukaryota, Metazoa, Arthropoda, Insecta, Coleoptera, Silphidae. Bases 79 to 519 code for a protein of 146 amino acids.